AUGCGACGAAGCACCUUCUAUCUGCUGACAUCGUUAGCCAUUUUCAUUUGUUUCAUAACAUUUACAGCUGGAUAUCAGAUAUCCGUGAAAAAUUCAAAUAGUUUGAAUCUCCAUAAACAACAUUUCGUUGAAAGAACAAAACGUCAAAUUGAAGAUUUUGGAAAUGAAGAUUUUCCAACUCCAUCAGCUCAAGAAUCUGAAGAUCAACCAAGUUUUUGGGAUAGAAUGGUGAAAAUGGCUUUAAGAUUAUUUAACAAAUUUAUAGAAUGGUUAAAUUCAUCA
Molecule: messenger RNA, 282 nt
Organism: Brenthis ino (lesser marbled fritillary)
Lineage: Eukaryota; Metazoa; Arthropoda; Insecta; Lepidoptera; Nymphalidae
Source: the annotation of a GenBank genome assembly